Messenger RNA from Heterostelium album PN500, 543 nucleotides. RefSeq lists its product as uncharacterized. NCBI's taxonomy places the organism in Eukaryota, Evosea, Eumycetozoa, Acytosteliales, Acytosteliaceae. The record is from RefSeq and is a predicted model, not a curated record. The coding region runs from base 1 to 543 and encodes 180 amino acids. The transcript is spliced from 4 exons.
AUGGGUAAAAACACAGAUUUUUUUGGUUUUUGUUGUUAUCCAAUACCAAAAGAGUCGAUUCCUAUUGACGUUACCAAACCAAUAGAUAUAAUAGGUUUACCUAGUACUGGAUUUUUCUACCAAUCAUCCUAUAAUGAAUCUAAUAAUCAUAUUUUAUACCUUGGUGUAAAUUAUUCACCACACAACUCUGGACAGGUUGUGAUUGUGACCUAUGAUACAUUAUCGGGAGAAAUAACAUCUCGUACAGAUGCAAUAGAUGUUCUUGAUUUAUUACUAAAUUACUUUACUGCAUACUUUGUUAGCUAUCAAUACUCCACAUAUAUGUCAUUUGUAUUUGAUGAAAUCAAUGGAUUGUUUACUACAGUAUUAAGUAGAAAAACUAUCAGAGUUGCUAUUGUAAAUCUCAAUAUCUAUGAAUUCACCGAACAUAGUUUCCAAAACCCUCUUCCAGUAGAUAUGCAAACUUUCUUAAUGACAACUUCAUACACAGAUUAUCAUAUCGAUAUUAUAAUUAAAAAAAUAUUAAAUAAAAAAGUUUAUUGA